GUAUCGUUUGGUCUUUGAAGGGGUGCGUGGAAACGGUUUCUAUGGCGAUAUUGCAAUUGAUGAGCUGUCUGUCAAAAGAGGUCGAGAAAUAACUACGCAAUCUCCGAUCAAGACCACCACUAGAGGCUUACCAACUACAAGACCAACCAAUCCCCCUGUUGUAUCUACAACCGCCGUCAUCAGCACUGACUAUACAUGUACAUUCAGAGACCCCGCCUUGUGUUUCAUAGUUGAUGGACCUGUUGAAUUCAAGUGGACCAAACAUAAAGGUUCCACACCGACUGGAGACACUGGACCAAGC
Owenia fusiformis is the source of this 301-nucleotide messenger RNA. The record is from the annotation of a GenBank genome assembly. NCBI's taxonomy places the organism in Eukaryota, Metazoa, Annelida, Polychaeta, Sabellida, Oweniidae.